This is a messenger RNA of Pecten maximus, 1947 nucleotides long. RefSeq names its product N-acyl-phosphatidylethanolamine-hydrolyzing phospholipase D-like. Lineage: Eukaryota; Metazoa; Mollusca; Bivalvia; Pectinida; Pectinidae. The transcript is spliced from 6 exons. Gene Ontology annotation, biological process: N-acylethanolamine metabolic process; N-acylphosphatidylethanolamine metabolic process. The record is from RefSeq and is a predicted model, not a curated record. Gene Ontology annotation, cellular component: membrane-bounded organelle; cytoplasm. Bases 358 to 1365 code for a protein of 335 amino acids. Gene Ontology annotation, molecular function: zinc ion binding; N-acylphosphatidylethanolamine-specific phospholipase D activity.
AUCCAAAGAACCAUGAUUUUGGUUUCAGUUUCAAUUUGACUUGGGACCAGAAUCAAUGACAAUCUAUUCCAAGAACGAUGUCUCGUGGUUUUUCAUCAUUGUACUUUUAUAACUGGGCUUCUCAAUGACUUCGGAGAAAGGACCAACAGCUCAACACAAUAACUCGAACUAUGUUAUUUCUUUACGCUAUUGACUGUUUUCGUCAUUGUACUGUAUACUAAUCACCAUGGAGUGGUGUGAAAUGUAGAUGUAAAACAGUACAUCUUUGGACUGGAAAAAUAACAUCAGAAGACCACUAAUAGUAUAUCUGUGGACCAAUAAUAGUACAUUUGUGGGCCACUUAUAGUAGUUAGAGUUAUGGAACUAACUAAGCCAAUCUACAAAAAUGGAAAAUUUGAAAAUCCUUGGGAAACAUGGCAUAAACCUUCCUUGUGGAAUUUAGUAAAGUUCAAGAUCCGAGACGUUGAUCACAGUAAUAUACCGAACCGAGAGGAGCUAGAUGUGACCCUGCCACUGAUAAAACUUGACCAGGAUAGACUGAAGAACCCUGACCCUUCCUGUGUCCAUUUGGUGUGGAUUGGUCAUGCCACUGUGCUUGUCCAACUGGACGGUCUAACCAUCCUGGCUGACCCCAUUUUUAGUGAGCGCUGUUCAUUUUCACAGCAUAUGGGUCCAAAGAGAUACAGGGCACCACCCUGUACCAUACAGGAGUUACCUCCCCUUGACAUUGUACUUAUCAGUCAUAACCACUAUGACCAUCUCGACUUGGAAUCGGUGAAACAAUUGAUUAGCAAGUAUGGCUCAAGUAUCCAUUGGUUUGUACCAUUAGGACUAAAGGGCUGGAUGACAAAUGUGGGAUGCCUGAAUGUAACAGAGUUGUCCUGGUGGGAAGAGGAGAAAGUUGUUGGAAAACAGGGGGAGGUAACUGUAGCCUUCACACCAACUCAACACUGGUCCAGAAGAUCAUGGAAUGAUGAAAAUAAAUCUCUGUGGGGAAGCUGGGUUGUGAAAGGACCUAAUCACAGCUUGUUCUUCGCUGGAGACACUGGUUACUGUGAUGGGUUUAAACAGAUUGGACAGAAGUAUGGUCCUUUCUCCUUAGCUGCCAUACCAAUAGGUUCAUAUGAACCAAGGUGGUUCAUGUAUCCUCAACAUGUAAAUCCAGAGGAAGCCGUUCAGAUCCACAUCGACACAAAAUCUCAAAAUUCUGUUGGAAUCCACUGGGGUACAUUCAAACAACUAGGUUGUUUUGAGCAUUAUUUGGAGCCAAGAGAAAAGGUUGAAGCAGAACUUAAAAGACGAGGCUUGUUAGAAGGAUCUUUCUUUACCCUCAAGCAUGGCGAGGUCAAAUGUAUCACAGAUUGAGAAUAAUGAAUAUGUAUAAGUAGACUUAGAAUAAUGAAUAUGCAUUGGUAGACUGAGGGUAAUGAAUAUGUAUUAGUAGACUGAAAAUAAUGAAUAUGUAUUAGAAAACUAAGGAUAAUGAAUAUGUAUAAACGGAGUGAGAAUAAUGAAUAUGUAUAAACAGACUGAAAAUAAUGAAUAUGUAUUAGUACACUGAGAAUAAUGAAUAUGUAUAAACAGACUGAGAAUAAUGAAUAUGUAUUAGUACACUGAGAAUAGAAUAAUGAAUAUGUAUUAGUAUCUUUAACAAGGAAUGAACACAUCAUAUUUCAGGUUUAUUGUUGAAAAAUGAAUGAAUGUUGAACUUAAACAAAGAUGAAAACUGCCCAAUAUUUGGAUUGGUUUGUGUAUUGGAAAUUUGCAGUUUCUCAGUUUGCUGCAUCAAUGGAUUCACUUGAUUCUUAUUUCCACACGGGAAGUUCCUGGUUCAACCUCCUUUAUAAAGUUAUAGCAGGGAAAGUAUUAGGACUAUGUCCAAUCUACUGUACAAUGUAAAGUGUCUCUAUACAAUGUUAUGUUCUAUGUAAUUUCAUAUCAAUAAAU